CCUCCCUAUUCCUCACCACCAUGGACGAGACAGAGACCACCAAGACGCUCUUCCUCGGCGUCGUGCCCCAGGCGCCAGAGGUCCAGUGGGGUGGCGAGGAGCCCUCGCUCGCCCCCCUAUCCACCAUCCUCACGCCGCUGCCCUCCAUCUUCGUAGAGGACACGGACGCCGACUCGCCCCUCUCGCAGCCUUUCAUCACGCUCUCAGGCGACUGGACCACCACGGGCGACCUCGACAACCUCGCGCGCGCGCUCUCAGCCACCCCGCUCGCAGGUCUCCGCUUCCAGGCCUGCGCCGGCGUGCAUGCCGUCCUGGCGCACCUGUUCGCCUCGCCCCUCUUCGCGCCGCUCGCAGGCCUGCGCGUCCUCGAGCUCGACAUGCACCUGCCCCCGUUCGUGUUCGACGCGCUCUUCGCCUUCGUGGGGUCGGAGCGCUGCGCGCUCGAGCACCUCAUCCUCAACGCGUCGGCGUACGAGCUGCCCAAGCUCGCGGCUGCGAUAGAGAAGGGCAACACGACCAUCCGCACCGUGUGCGCGCACGGCGGGCUGCUCGGCGACGUCGACGUCUCGGGCGGCUCCAGGCCGAAAUGUACCUGCGCCACCGACUGGUUUGAGCGCAAGCUCGUCAACGAGAUGGCCGGCCCGUCGACGAGCCUCGGCAUGAGCCGCCUCGAGCGCGUGCUCGCGCGGAACGCGUUCCUCGCGCUCCAUGUCGUUCGGCCUGCUGCGAUCGAGACGCUCGUUGCGGCGCGCGUGCUCCUCAACGCCGCGGCGGGAGACGACCCCGACGAUACAAAGGGCAAGCAACCCGCCUCGGCGCCGCCGAUCCUCGAGCUCCCGCAAGAGCUCUUAACCCACAUUGUUGGGCUGGUGCCGAACCCCGUUGCGCUCAGCGACACGCAGGUGCUGCGUAUUAUCCAUGCCGCCCAAGGCAAGUUUGGCGCGCUGGCGCCGUAUGCGCGCAACAAGCCGCGCGCAAAGGACGAGUACCUAGCCACCGGAGGCAUGGUGUGGGACCGCGGCAUACGCGCCGCGAACGCGCUCGCGCACAAGGUCGACCUCGCGCCGCGCGACCGCGGCGCCAUAGCGUUCGGGCUACGCGCGGCCGACCUGGCCGCGUUCGCCGACGCGGGCAUCGGCGGCGUCGGUAGCCCCGCGUACGAUCCCUACGUCGCGCUCAUGGACCUCGCGGGGGAUAGCUGGGCCGACGACGGGCUCGAGGCACAGCUCGGCGCCAUGAUUGACCAGUUUGUCGAGCCGCCGCCUGGCGACUGGGGCGAGGACUGGAAUACCGGCGCGGUGGGCGCGUAGGGGGGUGGCAAGCCCGAAUGCAUGCUGAAUGUGCCCGGCUUGACUGACUCGUACUUGCGCCACUGAACGGUGUCUGAGGUGCAGUGCCUCCUCUGACCAUGAUUGAAGCCCCACG
Messenger RNA from Vanrija pseudolonga, 1425 nucleotides. RefSeq lists its product as uncharacterized. Bases 21 to 1310 code for a protein of 429 amino acids. The transcript has 3 exons. The record is from RefSeq and is a predicted model, not a curated record. Lineage: Eukaryota; Fungi; Basidiomycota; Tremellomycetes; Trichosporonales; Trichosporonaceae.